AUGGAUUCGGAUUGUAGCUAUCACUACACAGACAAUUUCCUCAUCGACCCAUACAAGGAGGAGUUGAAGGAAGAGAAGAGGCGCCGCAAGGAAAUGGAGAAGAUGAAGCAGCAUUGGGACAUGGUUGGAUUCAUCGCCGACGGCCAAUAUGGGAUUCCGAGAAGAUGCCCAUGUGGUGGAUGUAUCAAGCACGAUGAUGAUGGACUCCACUUUCGUCAGCCAUGGGUUUUCAGAGUCGAACAAGAGAUUGAGAAGCUAGUUAUGAAAGUUGAAGAGCAGAGCAAGACGAUUGAAGAAAUGGGAAAACAGAUUCAGAUCCAAACCGAAGAGAUAGCCAAGCUCAAAACUUAACGAAUCUGCAAUUUCCUUUAAUUGUUGUUUUAAUUGUUGUUCAAGACUAACGUUUCCUUGCACUUUAAUGUUUUUUCAAUGUUUUAUAACUAUUUUUAGUGUUUU
Thlaspi arvense is the source of this 456-nucleotide messenger RNA. The record is from the annotation of a GenBank genome assembly. Lineage: Eukaryota; Viridiplantae; Streptophyta; Magnoliopsida; Brassicales; Brassicaceae.